AUGAAGAGCAUGAAGUCUCGUCGCGGCGGCGGCAAUGAUCGCGGGGGAAUUCGCAAGCGGGGUCCUACUCGCACCGACCGGGAUGGUGACAUGGACAUGGAUGCAAGCGGUGCUCGUGCAAAGAGAAACCGUGCUGAGAAAUCUGGCCUAGGUGGUCGACUGGCCGGUGCAGGUGCAGGUGGCCGAGCUGCAGGAGCCAGCAGCCGGGCCCAUGCUCGUAAGAAGAUGGAUGAUGUGCUCGAGAGAGCAAUUUACAGCCUCGACGAGCCAACAAACUUCCCACGCGGCAAAAAACCCAGCAGCGAUCUGGAACCGUUUAGUGUGCGAGGAUGGAAAUCAAGUAAGGCGGCAAGCAACCGUGAUGGCGGCGUCGAGAGCCUCAUUGCAUUCCUCGAACGACGCAUGAAUUCUUUCAUGAAAUCCGGACCCCGCGCAAAGAUUACAAAGUCGCGCACUGAAGGUGACACUCUUAUCGCAUUCGUUCGACCUGAUCUGGCGGGUCACAUGCUUCGCAUCAACAAUAAUGUCUUCGCCGGAGCUCAUGUUACUGUUGAAGCAUACACAGCCGCCACCGCACUCGAGAAUGAGCUGGCCGCAGCGGACACCGGCCCUAACUCGACCACCGAUAUCAAGACUAGGAUGACUACUAUCCUCGGCAAACGCUUCUUCCCUGCCACGAAGUUACUUGACUUGUCGAAGAUGUUGGAUGACCCCGAUAUGGAUUCCGUGGAAUUCCUCAACACUGCCUCUACUAAGUCCAAGUUCUUCCCUGCUCUCAUGAAGGUCUGGGAAAUGGGCUUCAAGACUACAGCUGAGCGACUUGAAGCCGUCGAAAGUGUCAGUCUGGCGGGUAACAAACUCAGCAAUAUCAACCCUGUGACAACCCUGGCGCAAUCUUUCCCCGAUAUUCAAUAUCUGGACCUCUCGGACAAUAACCUCAAAAAUUCUCAGGCGAUGAUUGGAUGGCGGUGGAAAUUCCGCAACCUGAUUUUCCUUGACCUGACUGGAAACGAAAUCAGUUCCGACCCAACCUUCAAGGACACUAUGCUCAAGUGGUAUCCCAAGCUGCAAACUUUGAACAAUGUCCAAGUGCGAACUCCGGAAGAGGUCGCGGCUCAGAAGAAGACACCGAUCCCCAUCUUGCCCCCUCACUUCAUUGACGAAUCACAAGUCGGCGAGAACUUCGUUCGUGCUUUCUUCCCUGGCUAUGACAACGAUCGCAACAGCCUUGUCAGCAGCGUUUACGAUGACGAAUCUACUUUCUCGCUGAAUGUCAACACCACCGCUACUCGGGCCGGUCAAACUGAGACAGCAGGUUGGGGUGAAUACAUCAGAAAGAGUCGAAAUCUCGACAAGAUCAGCCACCUUUCCGCACGGAUGUCGCGUUCCUUCAAGGGCGUUGAGAAAAUCCGUGAAGUUUUCAAUUCGCUCCCGCCUACUCGCCACCCUGAUCUUAUCGCAAAAGCAGAGCAAUGGCUCAUUGAAUGCCACCCAGUCCCCCAUCUACCCGACCCUACUGGACAAAGCCCCACUGGCGUUGGUGGUCUCUCCCUCAUGGUUCAUGGACAACUUGAGGAGAGCGUUGGUGGCAAGAUUGAGCUCCGAAGUUUCGAUCGAACUUUCAUCAUUGGCCCCGGUAACACCCCCGGUGGCAUCCGAGUCAUCAGCGAGGUUUUCUCCCUACGCGCUUACGGUGGACAUGAGGCAUGGUCCCCUGAGAUCCAGGCACUUUCACAGAUCCCCCAGGUCGCAGUACCCGGUCCUGUUCUCACUCCAUCUCCCGCACCCCCCGCAGCUGCUGCCCCAGGUGGCAAUGUUGCUGAAGGAUAUGGCUUGCCCCGACCUGGAAAAUCCGACGCCCAGCUUCAGCAGGAGCAGAUGGUCAUUCAGAUGAGUGAAAAGUCGGGUAUGACUUUCGAAUACUCAGAGAUGGCCCUCGCGGGCAACGGCUGGAAUGUCGAGCUUGCUUGGAAGAACUUCGAGCAACUCAAGGCGACCAACGCACUUCCUCCCACCGCUUUUCUUGCUCCGGCGUGA
This is a messenger RNA of Penicillium vulpinum, 2037 nucleotides long. RefSeq lists its product as uncharacterized. Lineage: Eukaryota; Fungi; Ascomycota; Eurotiomycetes; Eurotiales; Aspergillaceae. Gene Ontology annotation, cellular component: nucleus. Gene Ontology annotation, biological process: poly(A)+ mRNA export from nucleus. The coding region runs from base 1 to 2037 and encodes 678 amino acids. The record is from RefSeq and is a predicted model, not a curated record. Gene Ontology annotation, molecular function: RNA binding; protein binding. The transcript has 3 exons.